CUUAUUUUGUGUGCGUGUGGGUGGGUGUGUGUGAAGCUUGCGAAACUUCUAGCAGACGACCUAAGUCUUCAGUCUUUUAGCCUUUGAGUUUACUUUUAGACUUUGCCAUGAGCUCUUCUUGCAUAAAAGAUAGUUUUAGAUAACCAGUAGACUUUUUUUUUUACUUUCUACUUUCGUUUUCUUUUUGUCCAUUGUCCAAGUUCUGUUGCCCUGACGAUUCCUCCAGUUUCCAGUGCCUUCAUGCCUAGCCUAUAAUACAUCUGCCUGACCAUAUCGUGUGAUGGCCAGAAACGAAGAGAAACAGUUAGCUCGACUCAAUAGAGUUUAUCUUCAACAACAGAAAGAUGAGGCACUAAAGAAAAGACCCCCAAGACCAAGUCUGAAUACUUUGAACACUGCUGAUGAAGUCAAAAAAUGGCUGCCUUCAAUUCUGAGUGACAUUGAUUUUUAUGUGAAGCAAAUGAAAGUGACCUGUUACCCUGAGAGGCAGGUUGAUGAGUUCAGUAAAAGAAUUGAUGGACUCAAAGGAGAAUACAAGGCCUUCCUUCGGAAAAUUCGACAGUUAGAUCCUGAUGUGCAGGCCACCCCAUGGUCAGACAGACCUUACAGCAAGAAAAAGAGAUUGGAACAGCAAACAUACUCGUGUGAACUGACGGAUACAUCAGCAACUUGUUCUACUGAGGCAGACCCACAAGCAAAGUUCCAGCCCCUUAGUGCACCCAUCCUUAGCAAUGACAGCUUUUAUGACAGUUGCUAUGGGUACAGAAAAGACAAAACCGAAGUUGAAAAUGACUUAAUUAAUACCAGUUCUGAUCUUCAAGAUGAACCACUGCAGUUCAACUUUUCUAGUGUGGAUCGUGUCAUUAUUCCAACUUCUGGAUCCGGUGGAAGGGCUUGCCGUUUAUUGGAGAAGUAUCGCCAAAAAAAAUCUCAAAACUCUGUACCGGCUAUCUGUGCGUCUGGUAAUGAAUUGGAAGCCUCGAACUCUUUUCAGGUCACUCCGUCUGAAGCACUGCCUAACUGGCGACUGAUGAGAGAUCAGACCAAACCUACGUCUACUGUUGGCUGUGAUAAUACAAAUAAUGAAAAUAUGCCGCAUAACCAGCAGUCAUGGAGUGCUGACACUUGUGAUGAUGCUCUUGUUUUCAAUGGAAGUGCGUCAAACACCAAGGCAGCUCAAAAUAAAAAAUUGUUAUCCUCUAGUCAAAGGCUUGAUUCUCUGAAUGUUGGCCAGGACAUUUCUUCACCCCCUGUGGGUGUGACGUUAUAUGAUGAUAAAAAGGGUAGUUUAGAACCAGGAACUUCUCAGACUAGUGUGCCUUGCUCAAGUUCUCAAAUCACUGGUUCUCUGGGACUACCCUACACAGAUUCUUCUUCAUCAGAUGAAGGGUCUUGAAAAUGCUUUGUGCUACCCGAGUGUGUAUGUAGAUAUGUGUGUGUCUGUGAGCAUGUUUUUGUGAAAGAAGAGAAAGAGACAGACUAUGUUCACAGUAUGCCUAUGGUUGUAGCUGCUUGCGAAUGUACCAGUAUCUGAAUAAUGAAUUUGAUCUUUUAUUUGUUGUCUUGAAAUAAAAUAAUAAAAUGCCAGUGUGAUAUGCAGAACAGCUUCACCUUUUAAAUUUAAAAAAGAUUUGUUUGCUUUCACAGUCUCCUCAAUCAGCAUUCCAUUUUGCUGCCUUGUCGACAGUCACAAGUUUGUAGUCAUGUGAAAGUUUUAUUUCUUUUCUUCUUGUUCUCAGAGGGUUUUGAACCUGAGAGAAAUUGCGCUAUGGUAAAGGUGUAGGGUAGACUCAUCCAGCUAUUUAAAGCAGUUAAAUUUUCAGUGUAAAGAGUGGAAGGGGUGGCAUUGUUAUGUAUUUCUAGCCUAUACCCUUUCACCUUCACACUCCAAGCGUCCACAUCCAUCUAACGAACACCACACCCUUCAAGGUCACAACACCCACAUCUGACGUGAGCAAUGUCAUUUAGUCAUAAAUAAAUAGCAUGAACUUUAAA
Messenger RNA from Aplysia californica (California sea hare), 1995 nucleotides. RefSeq lists its product as uncharacterized. The coding region runs from base 281 to 1396 and encodes 371 amino acids. The transcript is spliced from 5 exons. The record is from RefSeq and is a predicted model, not a curated record. NCBI's taxonomy places the organism in Eukaryota, Metazoa, Mollusca, Gastropoda, Aplysiida, Aplysiidae. Gene Ontology annotation, biological process: generation of catalytic spliceosome for second transesterification step.